AUGCAGAGCAUGUCGUCGUACGACACGGGGGCGGAGUCCUCGGAUCUGAGCUCGUUCAGCCUGAAGGGGAAAUCGUCAUCCAAGGGGAAGGGCGAGCAGAACGGGAAGGAAAAAAAUGUGAAAAAAAAUAGCAGCGUAGAGUACAGUGAGGAGACAGAAACAAAAAAGAAAAACGAACAGAAGAAGAAAACUGAGCACAAGGAUAAGAAAAGCCUGAUGAGUAAUACCCAAGGGAGGAAUGCAAAAAGUGCAAAACAGAGUGACAGUCGGAAAAACCCAUUGGACAUGUACAGAAGCAAAUUAAAGUUCCUAACGGACAACAUAAUCCUUAUUGGGAUUAUCUUAUCCUUUAUGACACUGAUCACGUUUAAAUAUAUGGAGGAGAAGUAUUCCCUAGAGACAUACUUAGAAGAUGGAGACUCCUUUGAUUAUUACGAGGUGUUAAAAUGCAAAAGAGGAGACAGCAUAAGUAAGAUCAAGAAGAAUUAUCGUGAUUUAUCAAAAAUGUACCACCCAGAUAGUAACAAGGAUUGCAAAGACUGUGACAAAAAGUUCAGAGAAAUUACCCAGGCAUACAAAACCUUGUCUGAUCCGAGAUUGAAGAAGGCAUAUGAUCAUUCGAAAGGGAAGGUAUUAAAGCUGAUUGAAUCAAACAGUAUCAAUUUGACGACAAGGAAUUUCAACGAUGUGGUAGAAAACUCGAAUGACUACUGGAUUAUUCAGAUUUACUCCGACACGGAUAACCUAAGUUUGAAUUUCUCCAAAAUUUGGGAAGAAGCAUUUGACAUGUAUCACGAGUAUAUAUCCUUUGGACGGAUAAACAUAUUGACAGACAAGAAGCUAGUUAAGAGUAAAGUACCUUUUAAUGUCAAGAUCUUUCCCACCAUUUUUAUUCUCGCUCCAGAUGGGACCUACGAACUGUAUUCAAACAUCUUCAACGCCACGUCGAAAGAUUUCCAGUCAUAUAUUGUUAAUAAUUAUCCUAGCUUAAUUUAUAACGUGCACGAUUUUAACAAGGCGUAUUCCUCCCUCAUGAAGAGGAAUGAUCCUGUUAGUAAAAUUGGAUCCUCUCAUAUUGACAAAAACAAUAAAGUGCUUCUCCUGUCCAAUAAAAAUAAGUUAAGUCUCCAAGUGAAGCAUAUCACAUUCAAGUUUAGCAACAUCUACACCACCUACGCGAUUCGCUACAACCAAAUUGACCAUUUAACCAAUGAGGCACUGAAAAAAGAAAUCAUCGAUGCCCUUAAAGUACUCAGUGUUAAAAAGAAUGACUACAUCAAGGAGAACGAAAAUAUCGAUUACUUCCUUUUGGUUAAUAAUAAAGCACAAGUGAAGAUCAUCAGACGAAUUUCCUCCACGAAUAUUAAAAAUGUAUAUAAAGAUGCCCUGAAGAAGAAUCUGGUAGAAAUUAACGCUACCAAUGUUGACUCGGUUUGCUCCACCGUGGGGUCCAGACACACCUACUGUUACGUUACCAUCAUCGAUAAGCUGAAUAACGAAGAUACACUAAAUUCACUGAAAAAAAUUUACCAACAUGUGAAUACCUCCUACGCUAGUUUCACUUCCAAGUUGGGGUCAGACGAGAUUGACAGCCACAUGUUCAUUCAACCGGUCUACUUACUAAAAUCUAAUAUGACAAAAAAUUUCCUCAAUUUUGUUAAAGACAAAUCUGUCAAUACGUAUGAGUCCUUUUUUCUGGACUACUCUUCGAAUACCUUCGCCACAGUGAACGAAAUAAAAAAUUUAAGUAACUACUCCCAGAAGAAGGAAGAUGUUUCUUUUCUUUCCAACAUUUACAAAGACAUCGAAAUUUUGACAUUUCAGAAAAUCCCAAAGUAUUGCCUCCCCAUGGGGGUUAACUGUCUCUAUAACCCUAAGAAAACCUUUUCCUAUCAACUGUAUACCAUUUUCAAGAGGACCUCCAAAAUGCAGGUCAUCCUUUCUGCCGUCGUGGGUUUCGUCCUUUACCCCUCUUUUAAGCAGUACGGAAAAUUGAGAUACGCCUGGCUGGCCGCCUCCGUCGGCGCCACGCUCCUCGUCACCAACGUCAAGGAUUUUCUGCUCCUCCUCGCGAGUUAG
This is a messenger RNA of Plasmodium inui San Antonio 1, 2079 nucleotides long. RefSeq lists its product as hypothetical. The transcript has a single exon. The record is from RefSeq and is a predicted model, not a curated record. Lineage: Eukaryota; Apicomplexa; Aconoidasida; Haemosporida; Plasmodiidae. Bases 1 to 2079 code for a protein of 692 amino acids.